AUGGCCCCGUCGUCCAUGGCCGCACUGAUGGCUUCUCCAGCUACUUCAGGCGGAGAUGCGACUGUCCUAGCUCACGGACAAACCCUACCUGACAUAUCGUUGGGUUCAUUGGGGUCAAGUUUCAGAUCAGAGGAUGAGGAAAGGGAAGAAGCUGAGAGAGCAUCCAGAAAUCAAGCUGGAGCUAGUAGGAAUUCAAGAACACAACGGUUCUCAAAUCGGUCACCUGAUCCAUCAUCUUCUUCUUCACAACUUUCCCCACCAAGAUUACCUUCAUCAGCUUUAUUGUCACUUUCACCUCCCACUACGGUCCGUAAAUCAUCUUCACAUUCCGUUUUACCUGAAUCACAAGCACCCAGACGUUCAAGAGUAUUGAAACGGCAUACAUCACAAUCGAGCGUAUCUUCUUCAUCUGAUAUUGAUGGUCCAUUAAAAGCUAGAUAUGGCGAUGGUGGAGACACAGAUGAUGAAUCCACUUUAUCUUCACUGAGUCUAGCUACCAGUCCACAGAAAAUGGGAUAUGGUGGGGGUGCACCUAAAAAAGAGUCAUAUCAUGGUGGAAUAAGUAGAAGAGGUGGUAGACAUAGUGUCGCAACUGGCGAUUUGGGUAAUGGUCCCAUGACACUACGUGAUCAAGAGAAGCAACUCGAAGAAUCGAAAAAAGAAGUAUUCAACCUUCAAUUAGAGAAUCAUUUCCUGAAAGAACGUUUGUCCAACAUGGCACCCGAACACAUCGAAGCUGCUUUGAAAGAAAACGUAAAGUUGAAACUUGAGAUACUGAACUUAUCUAAAGAGUUGAAGAAACUCAAGAAGUUGGUCUUGCAACAAGAUAGAGAUUUAGCUUUUGCCUCACGGAACGGUCAUGGAGGUGGUGAGGGUGGAGGAGGUGUCUCAAGUGGGGAAUUGAGGGAAUUAGAAAAAAUGUGGAAAGAUGAGAAAGAAAAACGUAAAUCUCUGGAAGAAUCUCUAAGGAAAUUGAAAGAACAAAGAUCGGUUGAAGACAACGACGAAGUAGAAGGAUUGAAAUCACAAUUAGAAGAUAUUGAAGCAUCUGAAAAGGUAUGGAGAUCAAAAGUCGAUGAAUUAGAGAACGAAUUAGAAGAUUCCAAAAAUCAAUUAGAUGAUCAAAAUCAAAUUAUAUCGAAUCUACAAGAUAUUUCAGAUAGAGCGAAUGAUCAAAUUGAAAACCUGAAAGAUGAAAUUGAAAAAGUCAAAGGAUUAAAUGAAUCUGUUGGUUUAAGUAAAGGGAGAGAAGGUAGAUUGGCUUUGAAAAUACAAGAACUUGAACAGGAUAACGCUUCGCUUCAAGCGGAUUUAUCAAUGGCUAAGAAAGGUGCUUUAUCAGAAUCAGAUGCUGAAUUACUCGAAGAAAAACUGAACGAACUUCAAGAUCAAUUGGCAGCUGCUCAACUGGAUGUGGAAUCGCGUGAUAGGGAAGUCGAUGAACUGAACAACGAACUCGAUGCGAAAUUGCGUGAUCAUGAAAGAGAGUUGCAACAGGUCGAAGAAGAGUGGCGGGAUGAAGUUUUAGAAGCUAGAGCGCAGGUUGAUGAGCUGAAAGAUGCCCUCGAUUCUCGUGAACAGGACACGAAGGAAACUCUCGAAACUCUCCGUGAAAGAGAAGAAGAACUGGCUGUGGCUUUGGAUAAGAUACAAGAUCUUCAAGCUGUACAGACUGAGACUCACGAUAGACUAGAAGAGACUUUGAGGAAUAUCGAGAACGAUAAUCGAGAGAAAGAUGGGGAACUUUUAGCUGCUAACAGGGAAGUGGAAGAGCUCGGUCAAAGGGUAUAUGAGCUGGAAGAAGCGCUUGAAGAUCAUCGACUCAAAGAAGCGGACUUGAACGCAGAUUUGAAAUCUGCUGAUGAAGCGUUCGAGAAUGCUAAAUCUCAUUAUGAGAAUCUGGUCACUGCCUUGAAGGAGGCAAGAAGAAAAUUACAGGAUGAACGUGAUCAAGCCAUCUCAGGAGGAGAAAAGGAAAUCGAACUCCGAAAUGCUGAAUUACAUAAGAUGGAUAGAGACAGAAAAGGUGAUGAAGAGAAAUUCAAGCGGGCGUUGAAAGAGAAAGAACAAAUGGUAUCUCGUUUGCAAUCAGAACUGGAUUCUGCACGUGAUAGAGUAUCACAGAGAGAUCAAGACUUGGCUUCAGUCGAAUCUGCUUUGAGGUCCUUGGAAGAUGAGAGGAAGAAGAUUGGCGAUGAACAUACUUCUGAUAGAUUCGGAUUGGAACUAGAAUUAGAGAGAGUAAGAAGAGACUUGAUAAGAGCCGAGGAAGAUUUGGAAUCACUGAGAAGAGAGUUGGCUGAUAGGGAAGAAGGUCUAAGAGAGAGAGAUCUGGAUCUAGCUAGAAUGCUCGAUAAACAAAGAGAUCUCGAAAAUCGACUCGCCUCAGAACGUCAAGGCAGAUUACACAUGUCUGAUAAACUUGAUCAAACCAAUAAGGCUGCCAAACAGCAUGAGAGAGAAGCUACGAAUCUCAGAGAACGAAUUGAAGAACUUGAACCUCUUUUGACCGAAACUCAGCAAGAAAGAUUCGCACUGCAGAAACAAUCCGAAUCUCAAAGACAGGAAAGAAGCGAAUUGCUCUUGAGAGUUUUCAGGGAUGUCAACAAGUUCUUAGGCAAGGAUGAUUCUACAACGCCUGCCAAUUUCACGAUCUUCCGUGAUACAUUAGUCCAAAAGUUGAAAUCUAUGAUCCAAGUUCGAGUGGACUUUGAAAGAAAGAUCAAAGACACCGAAUCUUCAGUCGAACAACGCAUGGCUGCGUUGAAGAAACAACUCGAGCAAAAAUGGCGUGCUUUGGACAAUUUCGAAGCUGCAGUCAAGAAAUUAGAGUUGACCAAAUUGCAAUGGAAGAGUAAACUCGCUAUGAAAGAAGGCGAAUUGGAUGCGGUCAAGGCAAAGAAUCAAGAACUUUCUUCUCAAAUGACAUCGAAUCGAACUUCUACAAUAACAUCGUCUUCAUCAGAAAUCCGAUCAUUGACUCAAAGGGCAGAAUCGGCAGAAAAGAGAGCCAUGAACUCAUCCAAUCAAUUAGCUCAAUUGGAAGCUCGAUUGGCUGAAUUGCAAAGUAAAUCAGGUCAAGCGGAGAACAAAUGGGAAGCCAGAGUGAAAGAAUAUGAAAACAGAUUACGGAUAGCAGGUGAAAAGAUCAAAACUGAAAAACAAGGUGGUAAAGAGAGAGCUCUUCAAUUAGAGGCUCAAGUCAGAGAUCUAGAAAGGCAGAUCACUGAAACCAGGAAAAGGAAUCAAAGGGUUGAGAACGUUGUGGCUACCACUGCCAAUAUACCUGAAUCUGAUCAAGAGUAUAGAAGGAGAUGGUAA
This is a messenger RNA of Kwoniella shivajii, 3321 nucleotides long. RefSeq lists its product as uncharacterized. The coding region runs from base 1 to 3321 and encodes 1106 amino acids. The record is from RefSeq and is a predicted model, not a curated record. NCBI's taxonomy places the organism in Eukaryota, Fungi, Basidiomycota, Tremellomycetes, Tremellales, Cryptococcaceae. The transcript has 13 exons. Gene Ontology annotation, cellular component: microtubule organizing center.